AGUUCACCUACCAAAAUUGGAACCAACAAACAAUUAUAUAAAAAGAAACAAUUGUAGAACAAAAAGUACUACUUCUACUUCAGCUGAUUGUUUGUAUUCUAUUUCUUUCUAUGUUUCUAAAAACAAAUACCAAAAGGAGGUGGAAAUUUGGUUGGCCCUUAGUCUGAGGUGGGUUUUUGUCUGAUAAGCUUUGGGGGGUAUGAUGCCAUUCCUAUGGUCCAGUUGUUAACUAUUGCUAUCAAUUGAACUGUUUUGAAAUCUUUACCUUUGUUUUUUUCUCUGCCUUGCAAAGGUUUUGAGAGAAACUUGGAGAGAAUCCUUACUGUUGGUCUUCUAGGUCCUUGGCAGUCUCUGUGUGUGUGUGCUUGUGAAUGUACUUGAGGAAACUGUUUCAUUCAAACCUGUACUCUACAUUAAUAUUUUUACUUUCUUGUACAUAAUUCUGAGUAUGAUUCCCUGACCAAAUCUAUCUAUUAUUGAGAUGUUUUUGGCAUGUUCCAAUGCUAUUUCUAAAUAUCCUCUGCUUUCUAUCAAUAAAUGCAGGUGAUUCUAAUCAUAACAUUGAUCAUGCAAAACCUGAUGGAGAGACUAAGACCCCUUGUGGGUAGUAAAAGCUGGGACUACUGCGUUCUCUGGAAAUUGAGCCAAGACCAGAGAUGUAUUGAAUGGAUGGAUUGCUGUUGUGCUGGGACAGAGAAUAAUCAAAAUGGUGGAGAACAACUUGUGCCUCCUGUUUCUCAAGUCAUUCCAUGUAGGGACACCAUGUGUCCACACCCAAGGGCUAGUUCUUGUGAUCUUCUUGCGCAGCUGCCAUGUUCAAUGCCUCUAAAUUCUGGGAUUUAUAUACAGACGUUGCUAUCAAAUGAACCCAAAUGGCUACUCUUCACGGAUUCAACCGCACUGGAUGAAACAGUGGGGACCAGAGUAUUAGUUCCAUUUCCAUUUGGACUAGUGGAGCUGUUCGUUGCUAAACAUGCAUCUGAAGAUCAGCAUGUCAUAGAUUUUGUUACAACUCAAUGCAGCAUUUCGAUGGAGCAAGAAUCCAUUGUUAAUUCAAGCAACAUGGAAACAAGUUUCUCCGUUGAUGUAAAUGCAACAAACGGAAUCCAAUCAAAGCCAUUUGCAGCAGAUCAGAAUGCUGUUCUAGGAGAUCCUGAAAACCAAUUUGAGGCACCAGGUUCAGCCGCACAAAAAUUAGAAAACACCAAUGUGAGUUAUGACAUCUCAUUAGACAGAAUCCGCCUCUGCAGUUCUCCUAUGAACUUCUUGCAACAAUUCAGUUACAGCUCAGAAAACAGAAACAAGAAUGAAAUCUUCCAUGAAGGUUCACAGGAUUCAUUCCUUACUGAUAAACAGGGAAACCCUUACAAGUUUUCAGCUGAAAAUGAGUUCCAAGAGGUGGAUACAGUGCAGGGGUCCUUAAUGAACACAUCAAACAUUCAUGUGCAGUUCAUGGAGAACACUGCAUGUAAAGAGCAGCAAGGGGAAGAAAAGGACUUGGUCAAACAUGAAAAUGGAAGGUCUGAUUCAAUUUCCGAUUGCAGUGAUCGGAUUGAUGAUGAAGAUGAUGCAAUCACAAAGUACCGCCGGAGGACUGGGCAAGGUCCUAAAUCAAAGAACCUUGUUGCUGAGAGGAAGAGAAGAAAAAAACUAAAUGAGCGGUUGUAUAACCUACGAGCAUUGGUUCCCAAAAUUUCUAAGAUGGACAAAGCCUCAAUACUUGGUGAUGCAAUUGAUUUUGUGAAGGAGUUGCAAAAGCAAGUCAAGGAACUCCAAGAUGAACUGGAAGAACAUUCAGAUGAUGAAAAUGGUAAGACUGUAGUUUCAGGAAACAAUGGAAACCAUAAUAGUGUCCAACUACCUGAGUUUCUGAGCCAAAACGAUAAAGCUCAAAACAGUUACCAUAUAGGAGUACUAGGAAGUGGAAAUCUUUUGAAGCAAAAUCAUCAGGACACUGAAGGUACUAGCCAUGACAAGACUCAACAGAUGGAGCCGCAAGUGGAAGUGGCACAGAUUGAUGGGAACGAGUUCUCUGUAAAGGUUUUCUGUGAGAACAAGCGAGGUGGAUUUAUGAGGUUAAUGGAGGCCUUAAAUGCUCUUGGCUUGGAAGUAACAAAUGCAAAUGUGACCAGCUAUAGAGGCCUCGUAUCUAAUGUUUUCAAAGUUGGGAAAAAGGACAGUGAAAUGGUUCAAGCAGAUGAUGUUAGAGACUCCUUGCUGGAGAUAACAAAGUACCCAUGCAGAGGGUGGUCUGAAAUAAUCAAGACACCAGAAUGCAUUGGAAGCCGCAUGGACUACCCGCCCCACCCCCACCCUCAUCAGCACCAGACCCAACAUUCAUUUCAAGACAAAGCUAUCAACUCACGUCUACAUCUCCUUGAUGAUUAAUUCCUAGUUCUUCUUCCCUCUCUAUCCUUCAGCAAAAGCACCAAAUAUAAACUAUAUUUAUUUGUUCUCUCUAAUACUUUUAUUACAUCCACCAUAAUAAAGAAUGAUGAACACGCAAAUCAAAUCCACAAGCACACUGUCGAGUAAUCAAAAUCAAUUCCCUCUUAGCGACGAGUGAGGGAAGCCAUAUGAACGAACUCUAGCCCCAGUUAGCUCUGCUCCACCAUGAAAAGAGAUUAUUGCAGUAGAUCAAAACUCCAACAAAUUUACGAUUAGUAGCAGAAGAUCGAGACUAAAAUUAUUUUUAACGGUCUAUACAAUUGCAGAAAUUCGCAGAAAGAAAAAGAAAGAACAUGACCAUCGCAAGUAUGUCGAGUUUAAGAGCAAACCAAAGAUUUAAGAAGUCAUUUCAAUCAAUCUAAAGCAUCAAUCCGAGCAGGAUAAUAUCGAAAAUUGCAGAAAUGGAAAAUCAAAUCGGGUACCAAUGAAAAAUGUCAAGAAUCUGAAAA
Molecule: messenger RNA, 2897 nt
Organism: Benincasa hispida (wax gourd)
Lineage: Eukaryota; Viridiplantae; Streptophyta; Magnoliopsida; Cucurbitales; Cucurbitaceae
Gene: AMS
Product: basic helix-loop-helix (bHLH) DNA-binding superfamily protein
Biological process (GO): regulation of DNA-templated transcription
Cellular component (GO): nucleus
Molecular function (GO): sequence-specific DNA binding; protein dimerization activity; DNA-binding transcription factor activity
Source: RefSeq, a predicted model, not a curated record